UGCAGUACUAAGAUGUAUCUUGUUUGUGAUUGGUCCACAGACGACACGUGAUCACCCAGCCCCUGAAGGCCAAGUCGUCCGCCACGACCAGCCGCACCCGCCGCCUCAUUGCAGCUGUGUGGGUGACGUCAGUGGUCCUCAGCGUGCCCAAACUCGUCGGACAGAGACUGAUCGCCCACGAGGUACCGUUUGAUGUGGAGGUGGUGUACCACUGUCAGAUGUCCUGGAACUCAACAGUGUUUCAACAGGUCUAUGCUGUGUACCUGAUGGUGGUGCUGUUUGUGGCCCCGGUGCUGGGCAUGCUGGUCUCUCACAUCCGGGCUAUCUACAACCUGCGGGGCGACAGCAAGGCAAACGGCGACUUCCUGACUGGGACCGGAGGAAAAGGCGGGAAGAGAGCUUCAAAAGCCCAGGUCACCAGGAUCCUGGUGGCAGUGGUGGUCCUGUACGCCAUUUUCUGGGGGCCGGUGUUGACCUUGAACCUGACCAUGAAGUUCGAUCUGGUGAGCCCGUACACCCAGGCCGUGUACGCCAUGCGGCUGGCCUUCACCCAGCUGUCCCUGCUGCACAGCUGCGUCAACCCCAUCGCUUACGCCUUCGUCUCGCGCAACUUCCGGCUGGGGCUGAGCCGCGCGCUGCGCUCCGUGCUGCCGCGCGGCCGGCAGGAGGACAGCACGUCCGGCGGAAGCCUGUCCGGGCACCAUCCCCCGCACCCGCACGGCUACUACAGACAGGUGCAGGACAACAUGUUCAACUUGUGGCUGUGGCAGGUGUCACGGCAGCUGCAGCAGCAUGGGGGAGCCAGUGCGACCGAACUCACCACGGUUUGAGUUUGUUGUAUCGAAGAAUAUCUAUGUUCGUGAUCUUUAACUUUAAGACUGGUCUAGUGGAAUG
Messenger RNA from Branchiostoma floridae (Florida lancelet), 894 nucleotides. RefSeq names its product galanin receptor type 2-like. NCBI's taxonomy places the organism in Eukaryota, Metazoa, Chordata, Leptocardii, Amphioxiformes, Branchiostomatidae. The record is from RefSeq and is a predicted model, not a curated record. Gene Ontology annotation, molecular function: G protein-coupled receptor activity; peptide binding. The transcript has 4 exons. Bases 219 to 830 code for a protein of 203 amino acids. Gene Ontology annotation, biological process: G protein-coupled receptor signaling pathway. Gene Ontology annotation, cellular component: membrane.